Hippocampus comes (tiger tail seahorse) is the source of this 919-nucleotide messenger RNA. RefSeq names its product zinc finger HIT domain-containing protein 3. The transcript is spliced from 5 exons. The record is from RefSeq and is a predicted model, not a curated record. Gene Ontology annotation, biological process: maturation of LSU-rRNA from tricistronic rRNA transcript (SSU-rRNA, 5.8S rRNA, LSU-rRNA); snoRNA localization; box C/D snoRNP assembly. NCBI's taxonomy places the organism in Eukaryota, Metazoa, Chordata, Actinopteri, Syngnathiformes, Syngnathidae. Bases 111 to 578 code for a protein of 155 amino acids. Gene Ontology annotation, molecular function: protein binding. Gene Ontology annotation, cellular component: pre-snoRNP complex; nucleus.
GGUUGGCAAGGCGUGGUAAAGUGCUUCCGGGUCAGUACCUCGUGCGCCUUCCUCAAAAAAUAUUUUGACUGGCUAAAUCAACAAUCUUUUAUUUACGGAAACAUCGUGUCAUGAUGCAGCUGUGUAGAGUGUGCAGCGAACAAACACCCAAAUACAGAUGCCCAGCCUGCGAAAUAAGAUACUGCUCCCUUUCCUGUUACAAGAAGCAUAAAGAUUCGUGCCUUCCUGUUAAGCAGCUCAUACACAAUGGAACAAAGGACGCUCUCAGUACUGAGAACACAGACCCUCCGACUGCAGAAACAUGGAGUGUGGAUGAUCUUCUGCCUGAAGAGGCCAUCUCCGAUCUAGUAUCUCUACAGAGGCUUCAGUUGUUAGGUCAAUCAAAAGAUCUGAAGAACCUUCUUUGUAAUCCCCACCUAAGAGAACUAUUAAGGACUAUAGACGGUGCCGACAGCAAGGAAGAAGCAAUGAAAGCAGCUAUGCAGGAGCCCUUAUUUGUGGAGUUUUCAGAUCAAUGUUUGAAGGUUGUAGAAAAAGAAGCUCACCCAGAGGAGUUUAGUGAUGUCAUGGACUGGUAAUCAUGUUGUAUUUUCUAAAAAUAUACAAAAUGAUCACGAAAGAUGCAGACAUCAGGCAUUCAUGUUGAAUAUACCUUUUUUAAUCUUAUUUAGUCAUUUAUUUUUACAAAUCAAAUCAUUCAAUUUUGUAUUCAGAUAUUCCUCUAUAAAGCAUGCAUGCAUUAGUCAAAACGCACGAUAUUCCAAUGACAAACAAUAUUUAAAAAUAAAUGGAUGAAACAAGUUCCAAAUAUUCCACUGGCGUGCAGAUUAAAGCAGCAGUCUGAUGAACUCUCUUCCUGAAUCGCAUGUAAAUUGUUUGGUGUUUGGAUGUGCAAUAUCUGCUUUCGAUGUGCAAAAAA